GGUCAAAUAUCUUCUCCUUCCUGUCUCGCUUUAGGACAUGCCUCCUGCAGGCCGAUUCGGAGCGCCACCUACAGGCCUGGAUGUGUGCCGUCCAGAGUAGCAUCGCCUCGGCGUACAAUGAGGAUCACCCAGAAUCCCCUGGGCAGCAUCUGGAGCGGAGCGCCUCCCUCACGGCGGCCACCUUGCAGUCCCCCUCCAGCCGCAAACUCCGGGGCGGGGUGGACAAGCACGUGGUGGACCAGGUGCAGCGGCUGGAGGGCAACGCCCAGUGUUGCGACUGCCGGGAGGCGGCCCCGGAGUGGGCCAGCAUCAACCUGGGCAUCACCCUCUGCAUCGAGUGCUCCGGCAUACACAGGAGUCUGGGGGUGCAUUUCUCCAAGGUGAGGUCCCUGACGCUGGACGCCUGGGAGCCGGAGCUGGUGAAGCUGAUGACUUUUUUGGGGAACCAGGUGAUCAACCAGAUCUAUGAGGCCAGGGUGGAGGAAAUGAACAUGAAACGCCCCCAACCGGGAAGUUCCAG
Molecule: messenger RNA, 520 nt
Organism: Notechis scutatus (mainland tiger snake)
Lineage: Eukaryota; Metazoa; Chordata; Lepidosauria; Squamata; Elapidae
Source: RefSeq, a predicted model, not a curated record